AUGGGCUGGUUUACGGAAAAGUAUGCUUUGCCGGAUAUACCCUUGCCUCCGCUCUUGCUUUUUUUCUUCAUUGUCUUUCGAGUUUUUUGUUUCUCACUCUGGUUUUAUCGUGCAUGGUGUUCAGGCUGGCUGGUUGUCCCAGGCUCUUCUCACUACCAGUUUUUUUUUUUUGCUUCUGCUGCUGCUGCUCUUCUCUUCUCCUUUGCUUUCUCUGGCUUCCUCGUCGAGGCUGGCAUGUAG
Messenger RNA from Plenodomus lingam JN3, 240 nucleotides. The record is from RefSeq and is a predicted model, not a curated record. NCBI's taxonomy places the organism in Eukaryota, Fungi, Ascomycota, Dothideomycetes, Pleosporales, Leptosphaeriaceae.